GCUGGGAAAAUGCAGGCUGUGCUCCUUUUGUUGGUCUUUCUCGUGCCUCCUGAAGCUGCAGCUGAGGCGAUUAUCGGUGGCACUGAAUCCAAACCACACUCCCGCCCCUACAUGGCCCAUCUGAAAGUCAUCACCAAGCAGGGCACUUUUGUCCACUGUGGUGGGUUUCUCAUAAGCCGAGAAUUUGUGAUGACAGCUGCUCAUUGUAAAGGAAGGCGCAUUACUGUCACUCUUGGAGCUCAUGACGUGGUGAAGAAAGAAUCCACAUGGCAGAAGAUAGAUGUUGCCAAACAAUUCGUUCACCCCAAUUACAACUCUUACACCAACCUCAACGACAUCAUGUUACUGAAGUUACGAUGGCCCGCCAUGCUGACCUUCGCUGUGGGGACAGUUCCCCUGCCUUCCCGGAGAACCUUUAGCCUGCCUGGAACAAUAUGCCAGGCAGCUGGCUGGGGAAAAACAGGAGUGACAGAUCCACCGUCCAAUACCCUGAGGGAGGUGAAUCUGAGACUCAUGGAUGACGAGGUCUGCAACUACUUCCCGUUUUACGACCGUGGACUCCAAAUGUGUGUGGGAGAUCCUAGGAUAAUAGGAUCUGUAUUCAAGGGGGAUUCUGGAGGCCCACUUCUAUGUGCUGGGGUAGCCCAAGGUAUUGCGUCUUAUGUAAGUCAAAAUGCACAGCCUCCUGCCGUCUUCACCCAAAUCUUCUCAUAUAUGCCCUGGAUUAAAAAAGUACUAAAGGGCAAGUAG
Molecule: messenger RNA, 750 nt
Organism: Lepus europaeus (European hare)
Lineage: Eukaryota; Metazoa; Chordata; Mammalia; Lagomorpha; Leporidae
Product: chymase-like
Exons: 5
Coding region: 10-750 (246 amino acids)
Biological process (GO): proteolysis
Cellular component (GO): cytoplasm; intracellular membrane-bounded organelle
Molecular function (GO): serine-type endopeptidase activity
Source: RefSeq, a predicted model, not a curated record